Molecule: messenger RNA, 435 nt
Organism: Racocetra persica
Lineage: Eukaryota; Fungi; Glomeromycota; Glomeromycetes; Diversisporales; Gigasporaceae
Source: the annotation of a GenBank genome assembly
AUGAAUCCCAAAAGCUUUAAUUUAUUCUUACUCUUUCUUUCAUGCUUGUUGGCAUUUACAAUUUUCGUAAAUGCUGGAAAUGUCAAACCUUGUGAAAAUUGCUGCAAACCUGGCGGUCCGGGAAGGACAAACCAAAUUCAUCGUGCUAGUCCUAAACGCAAUAUUUCAGACAAUAUCUCUAGUGCGGAAGAAUGUUGCAAUAAAUGCCUUAGUGAAGACGAUUGUAUUCAAUGGGCUUAUGGAACUACAGAUAAACUUGGUCUUAAUACUCUUAAUACUGGUACUAGUACUCAGAAAAUGGCAUGUCUUACUUACCAACAGAAUCCACAAGCACCUGAAAAUGCACUUGAAGUUUGUAAAUUUCCAUCAGGGUCAGAUGGUAAUACUGUUUAUGACAGUGGUAUUAUUCGUUGUCUUGGUGGAUGUUUUGUUUAA